Messenger RNA from Doryrhamphus excisus (bluestripe pipefish), 1164 nucleotides. RefSeq names its product inositol monophosphatase 1-like. Lineage: Eukaryota; Metazoa; Chordata; Actinopteri; Syngnathiformes; Syngnathidae. Gene Ontology annotation, biological process: signal transduction; inositol metabolic process; phosphatidylinositol phosphate biosynthetic process. The record is from RefSeq and is a predicted model, not a curated record. Gene Ontology annotation, molecular function: inositol monophosphate 1-phosphatase activity.
AGCGCGCGCUGAGCGAAGAACAAAGAAGAACAAAAACCCGGAAGAAAGGAGAAUUGGUGAUCCCUAACACCAAGUAAGACAAAUCCAGUCUUCACACCUUGACAGCAAGUGUCGGUGAGUUACGUUUAAGCUGCCCAUCCAACAUGGACGAUGUUUGGCAGAACGCCAUGGACCAUGCCGUUGCUGUGGCGCGAAAAGCUGGUCAGGUGGUGCGUGAAGCCCUGCACAGCACGCAAAUGGACGCAGUGAUGGUGAAAAGUUCGUCAGUUGAUUUAGUGACACAGACUGACCAGAAGGUGGAACAACUCAUCAUCCAAUCAGUGAAGGAGAAAUUCCCAACACACUGCUUCAUUGGGGAGGAGUCUGUUGCUGCUGGAGAAGCCUGCGUUCUGACUGACAAUCCCACCUGGAUCAUUGACCCUAUUGAUGGCACCACCAACUUUGUUCACACCUAUCCUUUUGUUGCUGUUGCCAUCGGAUUCUCCGUCAACAAACAGAUAGAGUUUGGCGUGGUGUACAGUUGUCUUCAAGAUCAAAUGUUCACUGCACGCCGAGGGAGGGGAGCCUUCUGUAACGGAGAACCUCUGCAAGUUUCUCCGCAGCGAGACAUCCACAAGGCCAUCAUCGCUGUAGAGUUUGGGUCCAACAGAGAAGCGCAAACAGUGGACAAGAUCUUCUCCAGUCUCAAGAGAAUUGUCAGCAUCCCCGUCCAUGGGGUGCGUGGUGCAGGAAGUGCAGCCAUUAACAUGUGCCUGGUGGCGUCUGGCUGCGUCGAGGCAUACUAUGAAAUUGGCAUUCAUGUGUGGGACAUGGCGGCGAGCUCGCUCAUUGUCUCUGAAGCCGGCGGCGUCUUGAUGGAUGUGGAGGGAGGCCCGUUGGAUUUGAUGUCCCGCCGAGUUUUGGCCGCCAACAAUGAAAGCAUCGCAGAGAGACUUGUCAAAGAAAUCGAUUCUUUCUCUCCACUCAGAGACGACGCGCCGCUUGCACAGUGAGGUGUCAGGACUUCAGCAAACCACAGAGAAGCGUCCUAAAAUAUUCACUAGGAGACUUCAAAUGAACAUCAAGGUAGACUUUGUUUAUUUCCAUGUAAUAUGUGUACCUUUCAAAUUAAAAGCUAGCUGGCAUCAAGAGAUAAUGCGUUUAAAAAGUUGUAAUGGAACUCAU